GAGAGGCAGCUUCCUCCCCAAGAGGCGUUGCAGCCGCCGGCCCCAGCUCGGGCUCCCCAACUUUUGCCCCCCAGGGAGAUCCAGCGGGCGGCGGCGGAGGUUUGGCGUGGGGGAGGCGGACCGAGAGAGGAUGGCCGCCCUGCUCUGCACUCGGUUGCUCCUCUGCCUGGCUGCGCUGUUGCACUCGCGCCCGACGGGCCUUUUCGCGUGUGCCUCGGACCCGGCGAAUUCUGCUCAGGAUGAAGCGGUCAUGGAGGAAAAUGUGCAGGGAUGCGCCGGCAACGACCCCGAGUCUGAACUUGCUAUUUGUCCACAGCCAGAGGCUGACUCAGCCCCGAUGAGCCCCUCGGUGCCGAGUUCAGUGGCUGAGAUCCAGGAGGGCCCCCCCAGUGCCACGUUGCUGCUCUCCAGUCCCCCUGCCCUUGAAGCUGGCAUUCCUGACCAGCAGGAAGAGCAAGAAAACCCCUCUGUGGGGCUGGAGGAGGAAGCCGGAAGAAGCUGCGAAGAGGAUUUGUCCCUGGAGAAGAUGCACACGAUCGCUGAGGCCAUGCUCAAGUUCACUGUGGAUCUCGUGCGAGAAGUGGAGCUGCAGGAGGGCCACGAGAACCUUUUCCUCUCCCCACUCAGCAUCACACUGGCACUUGCUCACUUAGCUCUCGGUGCUGCUAAUCAGACAGAGAAGGCCAUACUGGAGGCUCUGCACCUGGCAGAGAUGCCCUGCCUCCACCAGGCUCUAAGACAGGUUCACCGACAGCUUGACCAGUCAACGCUCAAUAUCGCCGCACGUCUUUAUCUGAGUAAAGGAUUUCAGGUUAAAGAAACCUUCCUCGAGGACUCGGAAAAGUACUACAAAGCGAAGGCGGCGACGCUGUCCGGUAAAGGGGAGGAAGACCUUGCAGCCAUCAACAGCUGGGUGAAGGAAGCCACCAAGGGACACAUCUCCGAGAUCCUCUCUGAGCCACCUGGCGAUGUUGCCAUGAUCCUGCUCAACGCUGUGCAUUUCCAAGGAUUUUGGAGAAUGAAAUUUGACCCUGAACUGACUGAGCCUGGCGUGUUUCAACUGGACAAUGAGUUUGUGGUCUCUGCAGAGAUGAUGAAGGCUUCGAAAUACCCCCUAAGCUGGUAUUUUUUGGAGUCCUUGGAUGCUCAGGUUGCCAAGUUCCCCUUUAAGGGCAACAUGAGUUUUGUGGCGAUUGUGCCAAACCGCUUCGAAAGGAACAUCUCCCAGAUGCUAACCAAGCUCAGGCCCGCCAGCAUCCUCGGCCGCUUCCCCAAGGAGAAGGCAACCAUGGUGAAGAUGCCCAAGGUGCACCUGAAGAACCACCUGGAGUUGAAUCAAGCCAUUAGCCAGCUAGGCCUCGGGGAGUUGUUUUCUUCCCCAGAUCUCCGUAACAUUGCAGAUGGACCCCUCUUCGUCUCCAGCAUCGAGCACAGCUCUGCCCUAGACAUUGCGGAGGCCGGGGUGGAGGCAUCGGCAGUGACCAGCGUGGUGAUGCUGCGUUCGUUCUCUUCUUUCGUCAUUGACCGGCCUUUCUUCUUCUUCAUCUUGGAGGACGAGACGGGCAUACCUCUCUUCUUUGGCCACAUCCUGAACCCCAGCCCCGGAGCUCCCAAGCAAAAGAAAGAGCCGGAGGAUCUCUUUGGCAAAGGACAUCUGGAUCUCAACAUCAUUCCUAAAUAGGGGAGAAUCCACAUUGGGCGGGGUGGUGGGUGGUCAGGGGUGGCUUUUGGCCUUUAACUGCCUCUCCUCCCCCACCUGUCCUCAUUUGGUCUUUGGGAUCUGUGGGAGCUUUUCCUCUCAGAAGCCAAAUGCCAGAGUGGUUGUGGUGGGUUUUCCAGGCUGUGUGGCCGUGGUCUGGUAGAUCUUGUUCCUAACGUUUCACGUGCAUCUGUGGCUGGCAUCUUGAGAGGUGUGCUUCAGAGCCCGGAAAACCCACAACAACCAGCUGAAUCCAGCCGUGGAAGCCUUUGACAACGCAUCAGGUCCCAGAGAUUUCCGUACAUUGUCCAAAAAUACGUGGAGUUUUCAACCCACACGUUCUUCUCCUUGACCCUUUGCACCAGUCCCUUCUCUAAAGUCUGGAUCCCAGUUAGGAGUUCAUAUAGGGUCUCUGCUAUUCUGAUCCCCCGCACCCCCGCCUAAAACAGAUGCUGAGACAGUGAAGAUACAGUAGAGAGACUUAGCCCUUACUUUGCGAUGCCUCUAGGUUUGUGGCGCGUGCUUUUGUGUGCUCAGUUACAUACACAAUGGACAGCAAUUGGAAGCCACUAGCGGCUGACAAGUGGGGCUGAGAUGGGAGGGCCAACCUCUGGUAUGUUCCCCUCUGCAG
Messenger RNA from Sphaerodactylus townsendi, 2330 nucleotides. RefSeq names its product serpin family F member 2 (gene SERPINF2). The record is from RefSeq and is a predicted model, not a curated record. Gene Ontology annotation, molecular function: serine-type endopeptidase inhibitor activity. Lineage: Eukaryota; Metazoa; Chordata; Lepidosauria; Squamata; Sphaerodactylidae. The transcript is spliced from 9 exons. Bases 131 to 1681 code for a protein of 516 amino acids. Gene Ontology annotation, biological process: negative regulation of endopeptidase activity.